AUGGUGGCCAAUCAACUGCAAGACAUACACAUAGGGAAGGUUUCAUCAGACUCACCAGUCAGAGUGAAUAUGCUGCUCGGAGACGUGUUUCCUGACUUUGAGGCAGAGAGCACCCAUGGCAAAAUUACACUCCACGAAUUCCUUGGGGACUCAUGGGGAAUCCUGUUCUCCCACCCUAGAGACUACACACCUGUGUGCACCACAGAGCUGGGCCGAGCUGCCAGACUGCACGGGGAGUUCAGUCAACGUGGGGUCAAAAUCAUCGCACUGUCUGUCGACUCUGUGGAGGAUCAUCACGGCUGGGCCAAGGACAUCCUGGCGUACAACUGUGAAGAGUCGACCUGCUGCUCGCUGCCCUUUCCCAUCAUAGCGGACAGUAAACGGGAGCUGGCAGUGGCUCUGGGCAUGUUGGACCCAGACGAGAAGGACAAAGAUGGCAGGCCGCUCACUGCCCGCUGUGUUUUUAUCAUUGGUCCAGACAAACGGCUGAAACUGUCACUGCUCUACCCUGCCACCACAGGACGCAAUUUUGAUGAGAUCCUGAGGGUGGUGGAUUCACUCCAGCUCACUGCAGGGAAAAGUGUUGCCACAUGUGCUGACUGGAAGCCUGGAGAAUGUGUGAUGGUUCCACCAGACAUGUCUGAAGGGGAGGCUGCCUCUUUGUUUCCUGCUGGCAUCUACACCAAAGAUCUGCCGUCUGGCAGGAAGUAUCUGCGCUACACACCGCAGCCAUGAACACAACACUGGCCUGAAACUCUACAAUAAACUGAGGUUUAGGUUGUUACAAUGAUACAGUUUCUUUCUGGGAUUUUUCAGAAAGGUGGUUGUACAUUCUGCUACUGAUACAUUAUCAACACUGACCUCAACAUGCAUGCUACCAUGAGCACACUGAAAACACAGCUGCCAGCAAGGACAGAAGGAAAGAAACAUAACAAAAGGCUCACAUGAUAAAAAUGAAUGCCCGCUUCAGUCUAUGGUAUCUCAAGAAUAUGUCAUGCCACUUUUUCAUGCAGAUAGAGCCGUGAACUGCUCACCCCUGCACCAUAGUUCAUAGAUGGAAUCAGCCAUUUUACAUCACAAGUUUAUAAUCCACUGCUGCCUCCAUCAAAUAUGUCGUCUUGUAGGACCACACGGUUGGUUUGGUGGUUUGCUUUUGCAGCAAGAAAUAUUCACAAAUUCAGCUGAUUUGAAAUGUCAUAUACAUUUUGGUCAGUAUAGUUUGAAGACCAAUACAAAAGGAAGUGAGCUCUGCAUGUCAUAAACACAUGUAAUUAGGUAAUGAGGGCACAGAAGACAACCACAACCCUACAGGUACCAUUUGACAAACGUGCUGUUGCUGUAGCAAACACACCAUAAUGAAAGCAGUUGUUCGCUGACUUCCAAGUCUUUGAACUUUUGACCUAAUUUCAGCAGUAAUCUUGAACUUACUGGGCCCGAUUCUAGCAGUUUGAGUCUCUGACUAUCAUUGAGCUUCAUACUUCUAACCCUGCUUUUACCCACUCACCAAAACUGCACAGAGCAACUAGAGGUGCUGAAUGGAAAUGAAAGAGGCUUUGAAGGCGACGGCCAAGUUGCACAGCCACGUUUCUACAGAGCAGACAGUGCAACAAGGAGUCCUCUUUUUGUUACAAUCUGCAGUCUCACCUUUAUUUGUCACUAAUUCUUACCUAUUGAACUAUUAAUGUCAAGUUGCAUGGUGAGGCUGUAAGUGCUGGAGCAGUAGCAGAACUGUUUAUUUACAAACAACUGGAAAAACUUACAAGGAAAGGCCAUGAAAAAUAUGGAUUUAAUGUAGCCUACUUACACUUGAAUGAGAGUAAGAUGUGGGAAAAUCACCCCUGAGGAACAAUAACAGCUUAUUUUCACCCACAAACGAACAUUUAAAACAAAGCAUUGUUCAGCAUCAAAGAACUUGCUUCGUCAUAAGCUCGCUGAUUCAGUUUUGUGUGGGUAGCAGCGCUCUCCUCAUCCCGCUC
Solea solea (common sole) is the source of this 1976-nucleotide messenger RNA. Its product is annotated as peroxiredoxin-6-like. Bases 1 to 735 code for a protein of 244 amino acids. The record is from RefSeq and is a predicted model, not a curated record. Gene Ontology annotation, biological process: cellular oxidant detoxification; cell redox homeostasis. Gene Ontology annotation, molecular function: peroxiredoxin activity. The transcript is spliced from 6 exons. Gene Ontology annotation, cellular component: cytosol; mitochondrion. Lineage: Eukaryota; Metazoa; Chordata; Actinopteri; Pleuronectiformes; Soleidae.